Messenger RNA from Penicillium cosmopolitanum, 366 nucleotides. RefSeq lists its product as uncharacterized. The record is from RefSeq and is a predicted model, not a curated record. Lineage: Eukaryota; Fungi; Ascomycota; Eurotiomycetes; Eurotiales; Aspergillaceae. The transcript is spliced from 2 exons. The coding region runs from base 1 to 366 and encodes 121 amino acids. Gene Ontology annotation, molecular function: DNA binding; protein dimerization activity.
AUGGCCAACGAAACGACAACUCGUAGUGAUAGAACGCGGCAAGAGCAAAUCAGGAAGCGUCGCCACAAUCUCUUCAAAAGGAUCAAGGAAUUCAAUGAUCGCUAUCAAAUAGAGACGUGGCUCGUGAUGCGAAUGCCAAGUGGCUGGAUUUAUACAUUCAACACUAAUGAUGAGAAAGCUCCAACUGAAGAGGAACUAGCCGAGAGUAAAAAGCCAGUCGUUCGAAAAUGCCCUGAAGACUAUGAGUCGAAAGAGGACUACAGCAUCCGUGUGCGUAGCCCACCGCCAUUCACUUUCCAACGUCCAACGUACAAAAAGUCUCAAAAGCUAGAUUCUAUUGAACAUUUAAUUGAGAGAUUUGAUUGA